AUGCGCCCAGCGCCAUCAUUGCCCAAUAUCAUUUCGUAUCCACGUCCUGGCGCAGGAGCAACAGAUUUAAGGAAACCGCAGGAGUCGCAUGCAUUGCAGAACAAUACAACCCCAUCGGCACCAUGGAGGACAGUGCAGGAGAAAGGAAGCAGGUUAGACUACGAGGACUUGAAAGCAGGCAUGGAGAAGAUAUACAUGGAGGAAAUGCUGGACUGGAUUCGACCGAAUUGGGAAGGUCAUUGGCCGCCGUUCUCAGACUAUGUCGAUCAAGAAUAUGAUCCUAACAGGUGGGAGGAUGACCACCGAUUCUACACCGCCGGCCACCACAGACUCAGCGCCAAAACCGCCUCCAACCCUGUCCCCUACAGCCCCUUUCCAGACUACAAUUCCCCCUCCUAUCAACGCACCUGGCACGGCUCCUACGUCUCCUGCGACGGCCCACGCGGCGUGCCUCUCAACACCAGUGCAGACGAUCAAGUCCAAGUCUAUCUCGGCGUGCCCUGUUCCUUCCCCAAAGUCUUCGCCGGCGGCUACGACGUCGUCGGGCUCAACGGUUCCGUGUGCUUCGACCGGUAUUCGCGGUACGGGCCAUACGGCUUCGGAGACGAGGAGUUCCCCGACGAUGUGCUACACUGGAAGGCACCUCAGACGGUGCCGGAGUGGGAGAACGUACCAUGGGGUCCGCUGCAGGAUGAUUGUCUUGCGCGGAAUAUGGAGAGGUAUAGGCCUAGUGCGAGGGCUCCGACGGUAAAGAGUACAAAUAAAGCUGUGCCGGAUAGGGCGGCUGCGGACGCGGCUUUUAAGAUGCACACGGACACCGCGAGUGCUGGAGAAGACGUGGGUGAGGAGGGGAAAAGGUAUCAUGCGAGGACUGCGGUGCUGAUAAGAGCUUGGACGGGCUACACGUUUGAGCAGAACGACAUUACAGCGAUUCGCGCGAUGAUCUCGGAGCUGAGUCUGUCGUCUGGCGGAGAGUACGAGAUCUUUCUCCUAAUGCACGUUAAGGAACCGACUCUGGAUAUCUUCGGCAACGCGACGCUUUACCAUGAGGUCUUGAUGCAGAAUGUGCCGCAGGAAUUGCAGUCUAUUGCGCUGCUCUGGAACGAGGCGAUUUUCCCAAGCUGGUAUCCAAAGGUUGGAGAUUGGCAGGUUUACUGGCACCAGUUCAUGUGCUUGCAAUGGUUCUCCCUUAUGCACCCGCAGUUCGACUACGUGUGGAACUGGGAGACAGACGCGCGAUACACCGGACACCACUACCACUUUUUCGAAACCAUCAGCCAGUUCGCCGCAAAGCAGCCUCGGAAGCUCCUCUGGGAACGAAACAAACGCUACUAUCUACCCUCCGUCCAUGGCUCGUAUGCCUCCUUCGUCGAAGACACACACAGCUCCGUCCUCAACGCCUCAACGCACUCUCUCAUCCCCUCGCCCGUCUGGGGUCCCUGUCCCUGGCCGCACGCCAUCCCUCCCCAAGAGCCUCUCGGUCCCACACCUCCAACUUCAUUCGAGCAAGAUGACUUCCAAUGGGGCGUCUCCGAGCCUGCAGACUUCAUCACCCUCCUCCCCAUGUGGGACCCCCGCAACACAACCUGGUCCUACAAAGAUAAAAUCUGGAACUACAUCCCCGGCAUCCGGCCGAUCUUCACGCCGGAAGAUCCUCCCGCAGACGCAUUCACACAUCCGCAGUUCAUCCACCUCGACCGCCGCGUCUUCAUCAACACCGUUGCACGCUUCUCCAAAAAGCUGCUGCAUGCAAUGCACGUCGAGAACCUGGCGGGUAGAAGCAUGCAAGCUGAGAUGUGGCCGAGUACAGUCGCGUUGCAACAUGGCCUGAAAGCCGUGUACGCCCCACACCCGGUCUUCACGGACAGGCACUGGCCUGCACCGUACGCGGCUGCUAUUUUCGACGCCUCAUCUAUUAUUGACCCGUUCAAUGGAGGCUCGAUGCAGCGUGUCCAGGGCGCGUGGACGGAGCAGGAAGAUAGUCCGUAUAAUCAUGACCGUGAGGCGAACUUUGGGGGGUGGAGUUGGUAUUUUGCAUCAACAUUUCCACGGACGCUGUAUAGACGGUGGUUGGGGUGGAAAGUGACGAAACAGGAUUGGGGUGAGCAGGAGACGAUUCAAGGGGAGGGGAAGUGA
Messenger RNA from Didymosphaeria variabile, 2136 nucleotides. RefSeq lists its product as uncharacterized. The record is from RefSeq and is a predicted model, not a curated record. The transcript has 3 exons. The coding region runs from base 1 to 2136 and encodes 711 amino acids. NCBI's taxonomy places the organism in Eukaryota, Fungi, Ascomycota, Dothideomycetes, Pleosporales, Didymosphaeriaceae.